UGUGCAUAAGAAUAUAUUAAUUAAUGUAUAAUCUGGCUUGUCACUUGUUUCGUUAUCAGUACAUGUAUAUAUGGGACUUCACCAGGAGAAGAAUUGGCAAUAACAAUUUAAUUUAAAAAGGACAAUGACAGAGUUUUCUGAUAAAGUUAACAUUACAAUUUGUGGUGGCGGGAAUGGUGCCCAUACUCUGGCAGGAAUAUCAUCUCUGGUUCCCAACGCUUGCGUUACUGUUGUUGACGUGUUCGAAAACGAGGCUGAAAGAUGGACGAACGCUUUGGCCAAUUACGGUUUCACUGUGAGGUUCAGCAAAGACGUAAUGUUACACCAGAAGCCGGGGAAAGUCAAAUUCCGUGUAACAAACGAUGUGGAAAGCGUUGUUCCCCAUUCAGACAUUUUAAUCAUCUGUGUCCCGGCUUACACGCACGAAAUUUAUCUAAAUCUUAUAUCACCUUACGUACCAGAAACGUGUCCAGUUGUAGGAAUGCCUGGUCAACCAGGCUUUGAGUAUCAAGCAUUGACCAUCUUGCAGGAACACGGCAGAAAAUGUAAAGUAAUGUCUAUUGAAACGCUUCCAUGGGCAUGCAGAAUAUCCAAGUAUGGACAGGAAGUAGACGUUGUCGGGACAAAAGAAGAAGUUUGCUAUACUCUGAUCGACAAGCUGUCAAAGGGCAAUCCGUCCAAAAGGUUGGAUCCUGUUUCGGUGCUUCAAACAAUAUUAGGCAAGAAACCCCAACUCGCCAAAGAGGAGAAUAUGCUGAAGUAUACUUUUCUCUGUAGGCCGACCAUUCAUCCUCCGAUAAUGUAUGCACGAUGGAAAAAUUGGGACGGUAAGCCUUUGGAUAAGCCGCCAUUAUUCUACCAAGGAGUUGAUGAAGACUCAGUUAGGUAUAUGGACGGCGUCACGGAUGAAUCUGUCAAGAUUGCCGCUGCUGUUACAGAGAUAUUUCCAAGCAUGGAUUUCUCGGGAGUUUCAACGAUGCAAGAAUGGUUACUGGAUCAUUACACAGAUCAGAUCACCAACAAACAGACGCUCCUGACUUGUUUACAGACAAACAAGGCGUAUGAUGGCCUUUUACACCCAACAACAAAAACAGCCGAUGGUAAGUAUGUGCCGGAUUUCACCUACCGCUACAUUAGAGAAGAUGUUCCCUAUGGAUUGAUAGUGGUACGUCAAAUAGCCGACUUCGUUGGAGUGGAAACGCCAGUAAUUGACGAAAUCAUCUUGUGGGCACAAGAAAAGCUGGGAAAACAGUUCAUUCAACAUGGAAAGCUGUGCAAACUGGACCGUACCGACGGCAGACUUCCUAUGACCUAUGGUAUUAAUACAAUCGAGGAUUUUUUCAACUUUUUCAAAUAGCAUCAGUAUAGAAGUUCAACUCGUGUUCGUUCGGCCAUUGAAAUUGUAAUUACUUAUAACUAUACAAAAUAAUUGUGAAUUACUCCAUAUACACUUUAUUGGCUAACAAAACAGAUAAUACUAUAUGAGAAAUGAGAUUUGUUUUUGUUAAACAAUUAAGUCGCUUAGUUACAGUUAAAUAUCGAAUCGGAUAUUGUACAAGAAAAUUAUUAUUCAAGUACACGUACUUAUUAUAAUUGUAAAGAACGGCGUGUAGCGCAUGAUGUUUUCGUUUACUCGUGCCUGCAGUUGUUUUUUUUGUUGUUGUUGUAAAAAACAGAACUGUCUUCCCAUAUUACAUUACACAUAGGCUAGGCAUGAAAAUUUUGCAAAAAAUGCCUUUGUUUUAAUACUUUCUACGACCCAAUGUAUUAUAUAAUCUCUACCAGAGUAUCACUAAUAAAUUCCUGUUCGUAUUGUCUUAUACAAGAAGUUAAUUCCCUAGGAAAUCACCAAUAGUGCUCACAUGCUUGGCGUACUGUAACGUAUAAAGCACAUAAACCCUGUUGGUGAAAAGUUAGCUUACCACCAAGAGUGGUUUGUGUUUGUAUAUGUGAUGUGGGAAACAUUUUUAAUAAUAAUUUACCAACUUGAGUUUUUUCAUAUCAUUAUUCUUAUUAUUAGUAUUGUGACGUUUUCUUAACGUUGUGACAUUACUUUUUUGAGAAAUUUGUUUUAAGACUUGGCAUGGAAAAUUUGUGGUUACGGCAACUUUGGUUUGGCAGUUGUUUACAUUUUACCACACUGGCCACCAAAUGAGACACACAAACCCUGUAGAUGAAAAGCUAGCUUUUCACCAACACGGUGUGUGUGUGCCUUAAAACGUUACAGUACUUAGUGCAGAAAAAUAAGUUUGUGUGCCUUAAAACGUUACAGUCCUUAGUGCAGAAAAAUAAGUUUGUGUGCCUUAAAACGUUACAGAACUUAAUACAGAAAAAUAGAAUCGAACCAUUGGUUACAUUAAGCCUUCAUACAUGUCACCCUAUUGUCCUCUCUAACAUUAAGUCAUUGUUUAAUAAUAAUUGUAUAGGCACAUUGUGUGCCCAUCUAGAGAAACUUGAAAGAAUAAUACCUUUUCGUUAUUGUCGAAUUGUUAGUACUUUUACCUGGCUUUUAUUGUAUAAUAUGAUAUAAAUAGAUUGACUUUUCCUUUAGAAUGGAUUUAAAGUAUUUGUCUCAAUUUAAAGAAUAUAUGUAUCUUAUUCAACUUGAAUUGCAUUUGUAUAAAUUCAUCUUGGAAUAUUAAGUAAAAAAUGUUAAGAUUU
Messenger RNA from Ruditapes philippinarum (Manila clam), 2661 nucleotides. Its product is annotated as opine dehydrogenase-like. Lineage: Eukaryota; Metazoa; Mollusca; Bivalvia; Venerida; Veneridae. The transcript is spliced from 2 exons. The record is from RefSeq and is a predicted model, not a curated record. Gene Ontology annotation, molecular function: oxidoreductase activity. The coding region runs from base 125 to 1357 and encodes 410 amino acids.